CAGAGACACAAGUUGGAUUCAACGAAAACAUGGAGACUUUCAAUCUAUGCGUUCUACUGAGCCUGGCAGUCGCAGUUUACUGCGUGCCGAUAUCGCAGGUUACGGUGCAAGAUGAGGAUUUUGCAGAGAACUACCUGAAGAACUUCUUCAACCUAACAGAGGAGAGCGGUCCGCCCAUGAGACGGGGGAUCAGCCCGGUGAGCAGGAAGCUGAGUGAGAUGCAGAGAUUCUUCGGUCUCCAGAUCACCGGGACGCUGGACGCCGACACCAUGGCGAUGAUGAAAAAGCCCCGCUGUGGCGUCCCGGACGUCAAAAUCGCCCGUUUCUCCACGUUUGGAAAUGACUUCAAGUGGAAGAAAAACAGCCUUACCUUCAGGAUAGAGAACUACACACCUGACAUGCCUGUGUCAGAGGUAGAUGACUCCAUAGAGAAGGCGCUGCAGGUCUGGGCCAAGGUCACUCCUCUGAGAUUCACAAGGAUCUACAGCGGCACAGCUGACAUCAUGAUCUCCUUCGGGGGCCGAUCACAUGGUGAUAUUUACCCCUUCGAUGGCCCUAAUGGCAUUCUUGCCCACGCCUUCGCCCCGGGCCGCGACUUGGGAGGAGAUGCUCAUUUUGAUGAGGAUGAGACCUUCACUUUCCGCUCAAACAGAGGCUACGUCCUCUUCAUGGUGGCUGCCCAUGAGUUCGGCCACUCCCUGGGCUUGACUCACUCUAAUGAUCCCGGUGCUCUCAUGUUCCCCCACUACUCGUUCGGAAACCCCGACACCUUCGUUCUGCCGCGGGACGAUGUCAACGGCAUCCAGUCUCUCUAUGGUCCAAACCCUCAGGAUCCCUCUAUAGAGGAACCUCAGCCCCCCACCACCCCCGACGCCUGUGAUUCAACCAUGGUCUUGGAUGCUGUCGCCACCCUGCGAGGAGAGAUGCUCUUCUUCAAAGAUAGGUUCUUCUGGCGUAGUUACCCUCAGAGCAACACACCUCAGCAGAGUCUCAUCACAAACUUCUGGCCCGACGCCCCCACCAGCAUCAACGCCGCUUAUGAAAGCCAACAAUCAGACAAACUCUUUGUCUUUAAAGGUCGUGAAGUGUGGGCUUUCAGCGGCUACGAUCUCGUGAGUGGCUAUCCUAAACCAAUCUCCAGUUUCGGUCUGCCCAAAAGUGUGAAGAAGAUCAACGCGGCCCUCUAUGACGUGCGAUCUGGCAAGACUCUGUUCUUUGUAGGCGACAAUUACUACAGUUAUGAUGAGGCCAGAAAGACGAUGGACCAGGGUUUCCCCAAGCGAGUGGAUCAGACCUUCUCCGGCCUGACCUCCGAGGUGACUGCAGCUUUCCAGUACAGAGGUUUUACUUACAUCUACAGCGGACCCCACAUGUACGAGUACAGCCUGAGGACCGGGAGGAUGUUCCGUCUGCUGGGGAACAGCUACUUCCUGCGCUGCACCAACUACUAGACCCGUUUACUAGCCAACUUCUUUAUGUAGCAACAGAGUUAAAGCAACCAUAAGUAAUAAUAUAUCUUAUAAUAUAUAAUUAUAUUGUUACACACUUACGGGUGGAUAAAUGCCCUUCCUGAGAACAGCACCUUAUUUGUUAUUUUUACUCUUUUUGUGAUGCUUUUUUGAAGUUAAUUAUUCUAUUUUAUCUUAUAGUAGCUUAUUUAAGUCAUAUUCAUAAUUGAAUUAUUGCUGUUGUUAUUUUUGUUGCUGUUUGAAUGUAGUUUAACUGUGAAACUUUGGAGCAUGUUACCCAAAGUCAUUUGACAUUGUUACACGUGUAUACACCACUGUGAUAAAACAUAUGAAUGUAUGUAUGCAAAUAUUAAGAAAAACAAAUGUGACAGUAAGAAUGAGCAAAUAAACAUUGUUUAAAUACA
Sebastes umbrosus (honeycomb rockfish) is the source of this 1873-nucleotide messenger RNA. RefSeq names its product collagenase 3-like. Gene Ontology annotation, biological process: collagen catabolic process; extracellular matrix organization; proteolysis. Bases 30 to 1451 code for a protein of 473 amino acids. Gene Ontology annotation, molecular function: metalloendopeptidase activity; zinc ion binding. The transcript has 10 exons. Lineage: Eukaryota; Metazoa; Chordata; Actinopteri; Perciformes; Sebastidae. The record is from RefSeq and is a predicted model, not a curated record. Gene Ontology annotation, cellular component: extracellular matrix.